Molecule: messenger RNA, 1468 nt
Organism: Drosophila busckii
Lineage: Eukaryota; Metazoa; Arthropoda; Insecta; Diptera; Drosophilidae
Product: E3 ubiquitin-protein ligase NRDP1
Exons: 2
Coding region: 201-1205 (334 amino acids)
Biological process (GO): protein ubiquitination
Molecular function (GO): ubiquitin protein ligase activity
Source: RefSeq, a predicted model, not a curated record
AGCAAAAAAAAUUCUCUAGUAAUACUUAAGUUGACACUGCGCAAAACUUCAGUUACGAUUAACUCGAUUUGCAGCUGUGCGGCAAAUUCUCACAUUUCGAAACGAAAUUUCCAAAGAAUUUAAGAAUUGAAAACCUCAAAAAUAAGUAGAUUACACUAUUUCGGCAUCUGUAGGAGCAAACAAUUAAAGCAAUUAAAGUCAUGGGCUACGAUUUGGGAUUGAUUGUCGGGCAUGUCGACGAGGAGCUGCUGUGCCCCAUUUGCGCCGAUGUGCUGGAGGAGCCAAUGCAAUCCUCGAGCUGCGAGCACGCCUUCUGUCGCUUUUGCAUUGAGAAAUGGAUACAGGAGAAACAGAUUUGCCCGGUGGAUCGCUCCGAUUUGCUGGCCAUACAUCUGGUGCCGGUCUCCAGGCUCAUGCGCAACAUGCUGGGGCGCCUGAAGAUUCGCUGCAGCUUUGCCGACAACGGCUGCGCAGCGCUGCUGCCGCUGUCCGAAUUCCGUGAGCAUGUGGCCAAUUGCCAGAACAAUCCCAAGGUGGUCGUGACCUGCACCAAGGGCUGCGGCAUGAAAGUGCCCAAGGACGAGCUGGCCCGGCACAAUUGCAUCUUUGAGCUGCGCGAGCAGCUGCGCGAACAGAUCAACGAAAUAUCCGAGCUACGCGACAUGCAGGCCCAUCAGGAGCGUCGCCUGAGCGAGCAUCGUCGCGAGCUGGAGCUGGUCCAGUACUAUAUAGCGGCGCUGCGCUCCACCAAUUCGGUCAUACGCAAUGUGGGCGAUCAGCUGGAUCGCUAUGCGCUGAUGCGCUGGGGCCGCAGCCUGCCGCUCGCCUCGGUGCGCACCUGGGGCAGCCUCAUCUCGACGCCGGACACCUCGAUGCACAUGAUGGUGCGCGAGGGGCUGCGCGCCAGCGGCUGCCCCAUGCAUCUGAUCAAUGUGCUCAUGGACUGUUGCUAUGAGGACAGCUGGCCCGAGGGUCUGUCCACGCUGGAGAUGCGGCGCAUGAAUCUGCAUCGCCUGGCGCAGUAUGUCACCCGUCUGCUGCCCGUUCUCAUCACAGGCAAACCCUGUGUGGUCGUCCUGUGUGGCGAUAAUUCGCACAUGGCUGAAAAUUUACGCCCAGUCCUGGGCAUUGUUAUGAUCUUCAUCGAUGGCGUCGACGAGACGCACACGGAGCAGGCGCCGCUGCCAGACAGCGACUAUCUGUAAGGCUCUCCAGAUCGAACGGUACUGCAUGUUUUCAAGGCGUCCAAAUUAUAAUCCUUUUGAUAUCAAAAAAUUCAUGGCCCAACUCAAAAAUCAUUUGGAUUUUAAUUUCAACUUAGAAAGUAAAAAUAAUUAGUAUAUAUAUAUAUAUAUCGAUGCCAUUGUGUGCUAUGCUGUAUAUUAAAUUGUAAUAUGAAAGGUUCCCACUGACUUUGUAUUUAUGGCAAGUAACUAAAUAAAUGAAAUCGACUGAAAAUUCACAACAA